Salvia hispanica is the source of this 1822-nucleotide messenger RNA. RefSeq names its product putative polygalacturonase. Gene Ontology annotation, biological process: carbohydrate metabolic process. Lineage: Eukaryota; Viridiplantae; Streptophyta; Magnoliopsida; Lamiales; Lamiaceae. The record is from RefSeq and is a predicted model, not a curated record. Gene Ontology annotation, molecular function: polygalacturonase activity.
UUCGCGGCAAAGACAAGAGAAGCCCUCCGCUUUGCAAAACAUUGCCUCCAUUUUCAGCUCUCCGCUUUUGCACAGUCUCAUUCUGCUUUGUCUCUGUGCACUUUUUGGCUUCGCCUCUUUUUUGUUAGCUUCUGUGUGUUUUCUUCGUCGAAUGCUCUUCUUUUUUGGCACUAAUUAUUUUCCCCAUUUCAUAAUCGGAUAACUUCUAAUUUUGCUCUGUGCCUCCAUCAAUCCUAGAAGAUUUGCAUUUGGAAUUUUCUCCUCGCUCUAUUCCCAGAUCUCUCUUUACCUUUCUGCGUCGCUUUCCUUUCUUCAACCAAAAAUCUCACUACUCUCUCCUUGUUGCCUUGUGUUUGCUUGUUUCCUCUCACCAAAUCAGCACGCAAUUAGGUCAAAUGCAUCGUUGUGAUUGUUCAUUUUGGUUUUGUGUUGGAACGUUAUCACUACUAUUGUUAAUUAAUUUUGGAGAAUUCGCGAAUGGUGAAUGGGCAACUUGCUCCGGGAUCGUUCCGAUGAACUACCGGAACGAUAAGAUAUCGAUUACGGACUUCGGAGGCGUAGGCGAUGGGGUGACGCUGAACACGAAAGCAUUCAGGGAAGCAAUUUACAGAAUUGAGCAUUUGAGAAGGAGAGGUGGCUCUCUGCUUUACAUUCCUCCCGGCGAAUAUCUAACCGGACCUUUCAAUCUCACUAGCCGUAUGACUCUCUACUUGGCCAGAGGCGCCGUGAUCAAAGCCACUACGGAUGUUGGGAAGUGGCCAUUGAUAGCACCGUUGCCCUCUUAUGGAAGAGGAAGAGAACGGCCUGGGGGAAGGUAUAUGAGCUUCAUCCACGGUAACGGUCUACAUGAUGUGAUCAUCACAGGGGAAAAUGGAACAGUCGAUGGCCAAGGCGGCAUCUGGUGGGACAUGUGGAGGCGAAGAAAUCUCAAGUUUACCCGACCAAACCUUAUCGAGUUCAUGAACUCGAGAGGCAUUAUCAUUUCCAAUGUCAUUUUCAAGAACUCUCCCUUUUGGAACAUACACCCUGUUUACUGCAGUCAUGUUGUGGUUCGAUAUGUAACGAUUCUUGCCCCUGCUGACUCCCCUAACACUGAUGGUAUCGAUCCAGAUUCAAGCUCCAACAUAUGCAUCGAGGACUCCUACAUAUCCACCGGGGACGACCUAGUAGCUGUGAAGAGCGGGUGGGAUGAAUACGGGAUAGCAUUUGGUCGCCCCAGCCACAGCAUCACCAUCAGAAGACUAACCGGAUCAUCCCCAUUUGCUGGCAUCGCAGUUGGAAGUGAAACCUCCGGUGGCGUGGUGGACGUCCUGGCAGACCACAUAACCCUAUACAACGUGGGAAUCGGCAUACACCUCAAGACCAACGUCGGCAGGGGAGGGGUGGUGAGGAACAUAACUGUGUCGAACCUCUACAUGGAGAAUGCUCGGACAGGGAUAAAGAUCUCAGGCGAUGUAGGAGACCACCCGGACGAGUACUACAACCGGAAAGCUCUCCCGGUUCUCAAGAAUGUGGUGAUCAAGAAUGUUUGGGGAGAAAGAGUCCAGCAACCCGGCCUCAUCCGCGGCCUUAAAAAUGCACCAUUCACUGAUAUUUGCCUCUCCAACAUACAUCUCAGUGGCGCACGGCCGUGGCAGUGCUCUCAUGUGAUUGGAGCCGCCGUUCAAGUUAGCCCCUCGCCGUGCGCUCAGCUCUCCUCCCGCCAGCGGUUAGGUGCAUGCUCCUCUUCCUUCUAAAAUCCCCCUAAUAUGUAGCUUAUCCUUUUAAUAUGAAGAGACAGUAAAUUUUAUAAUGUGUUAUACUAGCAAUUAUUUUGUUUACA